UUGCAAUUUCUGUGCAGCAUAAGUCGACGCCCUUGACUCAGUCCCCUUCUUCUCUACAAUCUUAACCACCUCCACACCACAUGUGCUUCAUUUCUUUCUCCAAUCCAACCGUCUCUCUAGGCAAAGCAAAUACCAUCGUACCGCAGAGGCCAUCGGUUCCCCUAGCGCCGUGCGCUGGUUUGAUUCCUCUGCCGACGCAGGCAUCUUGGUUGCUGGUGGUGGUGGUGGUGGUGUCCGAACCGGUGUGUGGAACUGUUGGGUGCGGACCCAGGUCAUCUCCUCCUUCUCCGCUCCUUCAUACUCGCAGUCUGCUUAGUAUAUGCUCAAUCCCAUCCCAUCCUAUCCUAUCCCAUCCUUCGCCAUGUGAAUGUCUCCGUGUGUGACCUCAGUUGCACGAGCUUCGGGUUGAGUGGCUGAUCAAGGGUUGUUGGAGGUAGGAGCUGUACGAUCUCGCCUUGUUGGUGCCCGUGCUGCAGAAAGGGCCCAGUCGCGCUUGUUAUUUGUUGGAGUUUGGUUUGUCAACUGUGAGUUAGCGUUGAGCGUUUUUAAGGAGGGACUGCCUGCGUCAUCGAUCGUGGCUUGUGUCUUUGGUUGGCUGUUGGGGGGUUGGUUGUGGGAGUUUGGAUGCGCCUGAUUUCGUUACAGGCUAUGCGUGCUCUCAGAUUUCGACGUGGGUGCCUCACAUCGCCCGUGCGUGGUGCCCCAUAUGACUCUGUAUACUCGUGUUAGCUGCUGAGCUCUGUUGGGGCGUACGACACAUCUAUAUACUCAAAACUUUACUGAUCUCUAGAUUGGAGAGAACUUCUGGGCGGUUGUGGUCAUAUCAAAGCUCGCACGUAUUUGCUCCGAGCGGGAGGGUUUCUGCGGGGACAGUUCAUGAAUUUGACAAUAUCAAGCAUCCUUGAGCACGGGAAGCCAAAGUCGAAGACUUGGUGGGAUUCCUGCGGGGGCAGCAACAAAGGUAGAGAACAGGGGUUGCUUCUACCGAGCAAAAUAGACUCUUCAAGAGUCAAGAAGGAAAUUGAAGAGUGCAAGUCUGAGUCCAGUCAGGAAGGGGAGAGGAAAGGAAUGCGGUUAGCUGCGAAGGACAAUAGCGGUAGGAAUGCUUCUAGAUUUCGGAACAUUGAUUUGAAUAAGAUGCCAUCGGCAUGGGACACAGACGACGCCAGUGUUGGCACUGGCGAUACGACUGCCUUCAGAGGAGUUCGUCACCGGCCUGAAUUGAACAAGUGGGUGACGGAAAUUCGACCCACAUCGCAGAAGCGCAAGAUCUGGCUGGGUACGUAUGAAACCCCGGAAGAGGCAGCGCGUGCGUACGACGUGGGCAUCUUCUACACGAAGAAAAAAAUCCCUUACAAUUUUGAGGACUCGCCGCAGCAGCUCCAGCUGCACCCAAUCCCCCCGGAGCUACCAUGGGAGAGCUUCGCCGCCCUUGUGAAGCAGAGGGCCACUUCUGCUGCCAAGCGUGCGAGAGUGCCGUCUUCCAGCUAGAGGCAGAGGAAGGCAGACUGAUACAUUUAGCGGCCAUCGGUUUUAGGUUGAAUCGGCCAGUGCAAAGCAAAUAGUCUGGUCGGCUGAGAAUCAUCACUGUCAUCGUCAUCGGAUUCUGAGGCACCAAUCUAUGUGGGCCAUGAUGUUCAUGUUGUUCGAAUGAGUUGCUUGAAGAUACGGUUUCCAACCACUUGACCAUGAAGCGAAGCCCACAUGGGGGCAGUGAAAUGGAGUUCAUGAUAGCUCGUAGGUGGUUUUGUUCAGAACAAUAAUGCCAUCUCUCAUGGCGUCAAUGGCCACCAUGGAGAGAGAGAUGCCGUGUGUGCAAGGUGCGCAUACGACGGAAAGAAGAAAAGAGGAAGAGAAUUGCUGUUUCGUGAUUAUCGGACUCCGUGCUCUUGAUCUUGUCCACGUCGUGCUAAGUGUCUCGAUAUUCCUUCAUGCUGAACUAUGCCGAAAGCCUCGUUGCCACAAUUUUUAUGUUAGGAGAGAGGGAGAGAAAUCAAGCAGAUCGAAAGCGGUCACUUGGACUAAACUAUGUCCUGUCGCCAAGUCCUCGACUGAGGAACGUGUAUAGUAGGUAUGAUGAGGUGGGAUGAAUCGCUUGUAGCCGGUCUUUCUGUCUCCCUUUUAUUUUGUUAUGGAUUUAUUUUAUGAACCAUCUCGGUUACCCGCCAGUACAGAAACUGGCAGUUAUGAUAAUGUUUCAUCCUACCGAAGUCCUUUGCACCUGGUUGCAUAGCUUCAUCAAGGGCUUUUCCGUUGCGUCUUAAAAAUCUUGCAUCGGCAGCUAGAGUCUAGGUUUUUGUCAACAACUCUCGGAGAAAUGAGAAACCAUUCCAUUUAUGUUCAAUGAA
Molecule: messenger RNA, 2348 nt
Organism: Physcomitrium patens
Lineage: Eukaryota; Viridiplantae; Streptophyta; Bryopsida; Funariales; Funariaceae
Source: RefSeq, a predicted model, not a curated record